GCCACAUGUUUUUUAAGAGUCUCCAGGGCUACCAUCUGUCCACUUUUGCAGUGAUUCCUGAAGAAUUUACUGAAUCGCACACAGUCCAAAAACAACAGCCAGAGACCUUUCAACAUGAGUCUACAACCUCCGUCGCUCGCAAUGAGGGCCAAAGGAGGAGCUGCUCCUUCCACCAAAGCUGUCAUUUUGGUUGGAGGACCUUCCAGAGGCACCAGAUUCAGGCCAUUGUCCAUGGAACUGCCCAAGCCACUUUUCCCCGUUGCAGGUCAUCCGAUAAUCGAGCACUGUUUCCGUGCCGUCUCCAAGGUGCCCGAGAUCAAAGAAGUCUUCAUCGUAGGCUAUUAUGAGGAAUCCGUCUUCCAGCCCUUCAUCAACUCCAUCGCCAACGUCUUUCCUCAACUCAGCGUCAAGUACCUCCGAGAAUACCAGGCAUUGGGCACAGCAGGCGGUCUAUACCACUUCAGAGAUGUCAUAUUGAAGGGCCGGCCCGAUAGGUUCUUCGUCCUCAACGCAGAUGUGUGCUGUUCGUUCCCACUCAACGACAUGCUUAAGCUAUUCGAGGACAAGGACGCCGAGGCCGUGAUGCUAGGGACGAGGGUUGCGAAUGAGUCGGCCACGAACUUCGGUUGCAUUGUGUCGGAUGCGCAUACCAAGCGAGUACUUCACUACGUCGAGAAACCAGAGUCUCAGAUUUCAAACCUCAUCAACUGCGGAGUCUACCUGUUCUCCACCGAGUGCAUCUUCCCCGCGAUUCGAAGCGCUAUCAAACGCCGCACGGAGCGCCCACGACUACUGUCGUAUCCAUCUUCAGAAAAUCUCGAGUCGUCUUUCUAUCAAGGCGACGAGGAUGACGAAGACCGGGAGAAUGCUGUUAUUCGCUUGGAGCAGGACGUCCUGUCUGAUAUUGCGGACAGUAGGCAAUUCUUCGUGUUAGAGACCAAAGAUUUCUGGCGCCAGAUUAAGACCGCUGGCUCUGCGGUGCCAGCCAAUGCUCUGUACCUCAUGAAGGCCUUCCAAUCCCAAUCCGAAGAGCUUGCCACGCCAUCUGCAAACAUUAUCCCACCAGUCUACAUCCACCCCUCAGCACAUGUAGACCCGACCGCAAAGCUUGGACCUAACGUCUCGAUUGGCCCUCGCGUCCAUGUCGGCGCUGGUGUCCGCAUCAAAGAGUCGAUUGUAUUGGAAGACUGCGAAAUCAAGCAUGAUGCGUGCGUCAUGUACACAAUCGUAGGCUGGCACAGCAAAAUUGGCGCUUGGGCCCGAGUCGAGGGUACGCCUACACCAAUCACUAGCCACACGACAUCUAUCGUCAAGAACGGCGUCAAAGUGCAGAGCAUCACGAUCCUUGGCAAGGAAUGCGGUGUUGGAGACGAGGUCCGUGUGCAGAAUUGCGUAUGUCUGCCUUACAAGGAGCUGAAGAGGGAUGUUUCUAACGAGGUCAUAAUGUGAGUGGCUUUCUGGCUUCAUGAUACCACGGGCAGUGUUCUGCAUGCUUGUCACAUAGAAAGUUAUGGGAUGGUUUGGUAAUGAUUGGGCUCGCUGUACGGAGGUUAUGCACAACAUGAAAAGUGAUCAGCAUGACAACUGGAUAGAGAAUUCCACUAGCAUUUGAGGAUCUACU
Molecule: messenger RNA, 1621 nt
Organism: Lindgomyces ingoldianus
Lineage: Eukaryota; Fungi; Ascomycota; Dothideomycetes; Pleosporales; Lindgomycetaceae
Product: nucleotide-diphospho-sugar transferase
Exons: 4
Coding region: 115-1449 (444 amino acids)
Biological process (GO): biosynthetic process
Cellular component (GO): cytoplasm
Molecular function (GO): transferase activity
Source: RefSeq, a predicted model, not a curated record